This is a messenger RNA of Equus quagga, 2380 nucleotides long. It is a transcript of the gene CDC45, whose product is annotated as cell division cycle 45. Gene Ontology annotation, biological process: DNA replication initiation; double-strand break repair via break-induced replication; mitotic DNA replication preinitiation complex assembly. The record is from RefSeq and is a predicted model, not a curated record. Gene Ontology annotation, cellular component: DNA replication preinitiation complex. NCBI's taxonomy places the organism in Eukaryota, Metazoa, Chordata, Mammalia, Perissodactyla, Equidae. The transcript has 18 exons. The coding region runs from base 64 to 1767 and encodes 567 amino acids. Gene Ontology annotation, molecular function: single-stranded DNA binding; chromatin binding; DNA replication origin binding.
CUUGACCGCGGCCGGAGCUCUUGGUGUCUCAGCGCGAGCUCUUGGUGUCCGGCCGCCGUGGCCAUGUUCGUGUCCGAUUUCCGCAAGGAGUUCUACGAGGUGGUCCAGAGCCAGAGGGUUCUUCUCUUCGUGGCUUCGGACGUGGACGCCCUGUGUGCUUGCAAGAUCCUUCAGGCCCUGUUCCAGUGUGACCACGUGCAAUAUACACUGGUUCCAGUUUCUGGGUGGCAAGAACUUGAAACUGCAUUUCUUGAGCAUAAAGAACAGUUUCGUUCUUUUGUCCUCAUAAACUGUGGAGCUAACGUAGACCUAUUGGAUAUCCUUCAGCCCGAUGAAGAUGCCAUAUUUUUUGUGUGCGACACCCACAGGCCAGUCAAUGUCGUGAAUGUAUACAAUGAUACCCAGAUCAAGCUACUCAUUAAACAAGAUGACGACCUUGAAAUUCCCGCCUACGAUGACAUCUUUAGGGAUGAGGAGGAGGAUGAAGAGCACUCGGCUAAUGAAAGCGACAAAGGAUCAGAGCCCUCCGAGAAGCGGACACGGUUAGAAGAGGAAAUAGUGGAGCAAACCAUGAAGAGGAGGCAACGAAGGGAGUGGGAGGCCCGGAGAAGAGACAUCCUCUUUGACUAUGAGCAGUAUGAAUAUCACGGGACGUCGUCAGCCAUGGUGAUGUUCGACCUGGCGUGGAUGAUGUCCAAGGACCUGAAUGACAUGCUGUGGUGGGCCAUUGUUGGACUAACGGACCAAUGGGUACAAGACAAGAUCACCCAGAUGAAGUACGUGACUGACGUUGGUGUCCUACAGCGCCACGUGUCCCGACACAACCACCGGAACGAGGAUGAGGAGAACGCCCUCUCCGUCGACUGCACACGGAUCUCCUUUGAGUACGACCUCCGCCUGGCGCUCUACCAGCACUGGUCCCUCCAUGAGAGCCUGUGCAACACAUGCUACACUGCGGCCAGGUUCAAGCUGUGGUCGGUGCACGGGCAGAAGCGGCUCCAGGAGUUCCUCGCGGACAUGGGUCUCCCCCUGAAACAGGUGAAGCAGAAGUUUCAGUCCAUGGACAUCUCUUUGAAGGAGAAUUUGCGGGAGAUGAUUGAAGAGUCUGCAAAUAAAUUUGGGAUGAGGGACAUGCGAGUACAGACUUUCAGCAUUCAUUUUGGCUUCAAGCACAAGUUCCUGGCCAGUGAUGUGGUCUUUGCAACCAUGUCGCUAAUGGAGAGCCCCGAGAAGGACAGCUCAGGAACAGAUAACUUCAUCCAGGCUCUGGACAGCCUCUCUAGGAGUAACCUGGACAAGCUGUACCAUGGCCUGGAACUCGCCAAGAAGCAGCUGCGAGCCACGCAGCAGACCAUCGCCAGUUGCCUCUGCACCAACCUCGUCAUCUCCCAAGGGCCCUUCCUCUACUGCUCCCUCAUGGAGGGCACUCCGGACCUGGUGUUGUUCUCCAAGCCAGCAUCCCUGAGCCUGCUCAGCAGACACCUGCUCAAAUCGUUUGUGUGCUCGACAAAGAACCGGCGCUGCAAGUUGCUGCCCUUGGUGAUGGCUGCCCCCCUGAGCGUGGAACAGGGCACAGUGACUAUGGUGGGCAUUCCCCCAGAGACCGACAGCUCGGACAGAAAGAACUUUUUUGGGCGAGCGUUUGAGAAGGCAGCGGAGGGCACUAAUUCCCGGACACUGCACAACCAUUUCGACCUCUCAGUAAUUGAGCUGAAAGCAGAAGAUCGGAGCAAAUUUCUGGAUGCACUUGUUUCCCUCCUGUCCUGAGGGUGAGUUGGGGGUGCUGGUGUUCACUGGGGCCCUUGGAGGCGGCAGGCAGCGACCCUGUUGAAGUGUACAGAGGGCCCCUCCCGCCUCCCCGUUUUGGUUUCCCUGCUUCUUUCCUUCUCAAGCCAGGCUUCUACUUGGGUUUCAGAGCUCCUGGGAACAGAACUCCUGAGGAGAUUUGGGGCUAACACAUUUUUCCCAAGGAUGUCUGUCCCUGGCCUGGUGGCAGUGCCACAAUGGAGCGUUGUUGAGGGAGCUAAUUUCAUUAGGCUCCUGGGAUCCCUUCAGAAAGAACUGGCAUUUACCCUCUCCUGACCACACCACGGACUGGGUGUCAGUGACUCGUACGCCUGGCUCUGCUGGGAAGGAGGGCACCCCUAGGGGGCCACCUGGAGCCUUGCUACCUCUUGCAGCCUCAUGUCAGGCUCUGGGCUGGGGCCCGCAGAGGCGUUUAUCCCGGCUCUCGUGCGCUUGACUUUUGAGAGAUGAAAGCUGUUGGCAGCCACUCAGCUGAGAAUCACAAAAUGUCUGCUCUGUGUAAGCCUGCGCCAGCAUGCAGUCACUAACAGUCCACUGUGAGCUCAACAGCCGGGGCUCUCCCCUGUGCCCCACA